CCAAGAGGAGAGGUAGCAAUGUCCGAUAACUCAAUGAAUCAAGACGAAGUGGAUGUCGUGAUAACAGCAUUAAACCCAAACCUUGGCCCCUUCCUUGAAGAAUGGCGGCCUGUCCUCACCCCAUACCAUCUCAUCAUUGUCAAGGACCCUAUCCUCGAUCACAAACAACAAGACCUAAAUAUUCCCCCCGGUUUCAACUCCGAUGUCUACACCAAGAGCCACAUGGAAACCCUUUUAGGCCAUGAUCUCCUCUCCUCUCUCCACUUCUCGGGACUCUCUGCUCGCUACUUCGGCUACCUUGUCUCCACCCGUCGCUACAUUGUAGCCAUUGACCCUGACUGUGUUCCCAUGAUUGAUGAGAAGGGCCAUUUAGUUGAUCCCAUAAAGCAACAUCUCCAAAACCUGACUUCCCCUUCCACUCCCUACUAUUUUAACACCCUUUAUGACCCUUACAGGCCAGGGACUGAUUUUGUGAGAGGCUACCCCUUCAGCUUGAGGAGUGGGGCCUCAACUGCUUUGUCAUGUGGCCUCUGGGUGGGCCUGCCGGACUAUGAUGCACCAACGGCGCUCGUCAAGGCCGGGUUGACCAACUCAAGGUGUGUCAAUGCUGUAAUGACGGUCCCAAGGGGUGCUUUCUUCCCAGUGAGUGGGGUCAAUUUGGCUUUUGAUAAGAGCUUGAUUGGGGUGGCCAUGUUCUCUGGGCUUCUGAUGCAGGGUAAGACAAGGUAUGAGACAUUGGAGGACAUUUGGGCAGGUUUGUGUGCAAAGGCAAUUUGUGAUCACUUAGGGUAUGGAGCAAAGAGCGGGUUGCCAUAUGUGGUGAGACGAAAGGGAGGGGGCAGUGAGGCCUUGGAGGCGUUGAAGAAAGAGUGGAAGGGGGUGAAGUGGAUGGAAGAGGUUCUUCCCUUCUUUCAGUCACUGACGCUGCCAAGGACUGCUGUUACUGCUGAGGAUUGCAUUUUGGAGAUUGCGAAGAAUGUGAAGGUGGGGCUUGGAGGUGUUGAUGCUGCCUUUGUGCAUGCUGCAGUUGCUAUGGAGGAUUGGGUCAGGGCUUGGAAGUCAGUUCUGCAGAGUGGCAGUUCACAGCCUUGAGUUGGGGUCUCUCUCUACUCUGUUUCUUCUUGCUGGCCACACUCUGUUAUGCUUUGGCAACGAAAUUUGAUUUUGGAGAGUCGUUCUCAACCGAGUUGUUCCCUGGGGAUAAGACGAACGGGAACGGAUCGUUCUUUAUAAAUUACAAUACUGAUGUGUUGAAUUCAAUUAUGGUGUUAUUUUAUGUUUAAUAAUAGAGCAAACCACUUUUCUAAAACAAUAGAGAAGAAAGUGUAUCCCUUGUACAGUUCAAAUAGAACAUCUAUACUUGCGCUUCUCUUGAACUUAUACCAGUUUCUCUAUUCAA
Molecule: messenger RNA, 1399 nt
Organism: Amborella trichopoda
Lineage: Eukaryota; Viridiplantae; Streptophyta; Magnoliopsida; Amborellales; Amborellaceae
Gene: RGP5
Product: Alpha-1,4-glucan-protein synthase family protein
Biological process (GO): UDP-L-arabinose metabolic process
Cellular component (GO): Golgi apparatus; cytosol; plasmodesma
Molecular function (GO): UDP-arabinopyranose mutase activity
Source: RefSeq, a predicted model, not a curated record